GGUUAAGGUUUAUGUUGCACAGUGGGCAGGCGAGAAACCGUGGGCCAACGCAAGUUCGCCCUCGCUGAGGAAAACCCGGUCGUACCGCGUGGUCGCGAGGUGGGGGAAAAAGUCGCAGGCUUGCUGGGAAGGUGAAAGUUCUGAGCCAGCAGCACACCUCCUUACAAGCAUACGAGGGACACGGGUAGCUCCCACGUUCUGAAUUUCAGGUCCUCGGCCCACGCCUCGGCCCACACUUUUCAGGCGCUGAAAGCCAGCUCCCGCUGCGCGGCAGCGCCAACCAGAGGCUUCCAGGGAUUCCCUUCACCGUCUUGGCUUGGAAGGGUGAGCGCCUGAGCGGGGUACUAUGCUGGCGAAGUUUUCAAUAUAGUGCGCUUCCUUACACGCACACGCGGGGCGCCAGGUAGCUCCCGAAUGCAUGGCCGGUUUCACACGCGAACUUAUCGGCCGACCGGCGAUGGCCAUGGCCCCUGGGCCCCUCUUUCCUGGGCACCGAAGAAGAGCCAAAUUUCAGUUUCAGAGCACACGCGCUGCGAUUCUGAAAACCGUAUGGAAGCGCAGGCGUAGAAACCCGGGGAGGAACAUGCCUCUUCCGAGGGAGAACAAGGAGUUCCUGGCCCCCGCAAGCACGGCGCAUCAACGGCGGACGGUGCUGCCCUACGGCUCCGCUGUGGCAAGGCCUCCGCAAGCACGGCGCAUCAACGGCGGACGGUGCUGCCCUACGGCUCCGCUGUGGCAAGGCCUCCGCAAGCACGGCGCAUCGACGGCGGACGGUGCUUCCCUACGGCUCCGCUUUGGCAAGGUUGGUUGCGGGUCGCUGGGCGGCCUUGGGAACUUGUGGCGGCAGGCGGAUGGAAAGAGAGCAGAGAGACGGUACACGGUGUAUUUGGGGCAUGGGUACCGGAAGCAUGGGCGCGCGUAGUCGAGGUGGGUGUCAAGGCCCGGUUCCCCUGCCAAGCCCCGGCUGAGACUGGAAUGUCGUGGAGAUUCGUGAUUCGAAUUACUGUCGGAGUUCAGUUCGCACGCACAUUGGCCCGUAUACGCUGUGGACGUACAAGACAGGGCAAGUGUGUAAAUACUUUGAGGCUCGGAUGCGUUCGGUUUCCCCUGUCGUGUGUCGUUUGGAGGUGAGGCAUCGAUCGGUUGUUGCUGCAGGUUGGGUAAGGUUGAGGGCAGACCCCCCUUACUCCGGUUCGGCUGCACGAGAAAGUGGCCCCCGCAGCAAAGUGCUAACUGAGUAUCGUUAAGAGUAAAGCGUCUUCUGCUUGUAUCCAUCUUCGCUUUGGUUUGGAAGGGGCCGAAAGGCCACUUCUGCAGUUUAGUCAUCGCUGCCGACCCAUGGGCGGACCACUCGAAUGGCGGAGCACACCCCUCUCCCCUGCUUCUGAGCAGGCCCACUUGCAUGCAUGCGUCACAUCAAUCACAUCCCGAUGUGGGCAUCCUUCUGGGCGCCGUACACGCCAUGAUCUCAAUGCAGCUUUCACGCCAACUGCAACAGGCUGCCUUCGGCCGCUUGUCCCAUGUUACAGCAUAUUACACUACCCCACACACGCCCCGGCCUGAGUUACCUUCUGGGUACGCGAGGGUCUCCAUGCAACAUUCACGCCAACAGCGACAGGCUACCUUCUAACAACAGAGGCUGCUCGUCUCAUGCAACACCAGCCCACACGUGUCACGAUCCACCGUGUGGCCGUGAGCCAGCCCGUGCCACCGCGUGCAUGUAGGGGCGAGGUCGAGCAGGCACGGCACCUCGGAAGCCGGCCGCAAGCAGGCAGUUUAAGGGCGGCAGCGUCCUGCUUGCGCCACGGAUAGUGACAAAUCACAGCGCCUCCCUUGUCGCCGGAUCGUUCCUGCGACCAGUGGACUCGGGACGCAAGCGAGACCCCGUUCCCUACAGGCCCCUGCCCCAGCUAUUGCGACGCCUGCAAGCAAGCAGCAUUGCAGUCCCUGUCACAGGUAUUCCCGUAUGCCUGAAUAUGCGGACCGCAAAUGCACACCAGAGGCAGCAGGCGUGGGCGGUGCGACUUGGUGUGAGGCACGAACGAAGCUAGCUUUCGGCAAGCAUGCAGCUGGCUCCUGUCCUGCGCUGUAAGAUAGCUGAGAU
Chlamydomonas reinhardtii is the source of this 2104-nucleotide messenger RNA. RefSeq lists its product as uncharacterized. The transcript is spliced from 4 exons. The coding region runs from base 584 to 922 and encodes 112 amino acids. NCBI's taxonomy places the organism in Eukaryota, Viridiplantae, Chlorophyta, Chlorophyceae, Chlamydomonadales, Chlamydomonadaceae. The record is from RefSeq and is a predicted model, not a curated record.